Messenger RNA from Trematosphaeria pertusa, 2612 nucleotides. RefSeq lists its product as uncharacterized. NCBI's taxonomy places the organism in Eukaryota, Fungi, Ascomycota, Dothideomycetes, Pleosporales, Trematosphaeriaceae. The transcript has 3 exons. Bases 121 to 2460 code for a protein of 779 amino acids. The record is from RefSeq and is a predicted model, not a curated record. Gene Ontology annotation, cellular component: cytoplasm.
GUCAAAGAACUACGCCGCGACCAAACAAUCCACAACUUCUCUGCUGUCUGAGGCCCUUCACUCCCUCAGAUGGAGAUCGCCGCUCCCUUGUUGACCUCGUCGUAGCAUCGCUCUUGCGCCAUGGGCAGGUUACAGAUAUACAUCGCGGGAUCGGCCGUCCUGGCUAACGUCGUGCUUCUGCGCGCAUACUAUGAGCGGCCAAACUUCUAUUCAGCCGCCGUAUACAUCUCGCAGAGCACCGGCUCUCUUAUGUUCCUGAUCAACCUUGCGCUCAUCGUCACAGCAAGCUUCGGAUAUGGACUCCAACGACUCUUUUACGGGCCGCUCCGCCCGAUCGAAACUGAGCAGCUAUAUGAUAAGGCGUGGUUCGCUGUCAGCGAGACGUUGCUGGCAAUGACCAUCUUCCGAGAUGACAUUGGCAUGUGGUUCUUCACCAUGUUCCUGUGUCUCCUGGCUGGGAAAGUGUGGCAGUGGAUAGGAGAAGGACGAGUCGAGUUCCUCGAGCAGCAACCACCGGCGAAUCCGAGACUUUUCCACACUCGCUUGAUGAGCUCCCUGCUCCUCUCCGUGGCCUUCGACGUUUUCAUGACGCGAUACUGCGUGGAUGCAAUACUACAAGAUGCGCGACCAGGUGUCAUGGUCAUGUUCGGGUUUGAAUACGUGCUAUUAGCGAUUGCGUCCGUUUCGACUCUAUUGCGGUACACCCUCUCGCUUGUGGAGCUUGUCAUCACCCACCGUCAAGAGAAGGCUCGGGAAGAAGCUCGAAGGAUAGCUAGGGAACAAGCCAGGGAACAGGCGCGGGAGCGGGUAAACACAGAGGAAGGCGCAGCUGAGCUUGCGGUGGAGGAAGAAGAAGAAGACGACGACGACGACGACGACGACGACGACGACGACGACGGAGAUGUGCCCGGCUGGGAAGAGAAGGGCCGGUGGGUCUUUUAUCUUGAUCUCACUACCGACUUCAUCAAGUCCGUGGUGUAUCUGGGCUUCUUCAUGAUCCUCAUGGCCUUCUACGGCAUUCCUAUCCAUAUCAUGAGAGACCUCUUCAUGACCAUCCGCUCUUUCAUCAAGAGGAUUAACGACUUUAUUCAAUACCGAAACGCCACCAGAGACAUGAACGCCCGCUACCCUGAUGCCACGGCUGAGGAACUCGACCGGGAAAACACCUGCAUCGUUUGCCGCGAAGAGAUGCGGCCAUGGGCGGAGCCAGGAGCGGACGGAGCACAACCAGGCCGACGCGUCGAUGAGCGACAGAGAGCGAAGAAGCUACCCUGUGGACACAUCUUGCACUUUAGCUGCUUAAGGAGCUGGCUUGAGAGGCAACAAGUCUGCCCUACUUGUCGACGACCUGUGCUUGCCCAAGCAUCCCCACAGAACAAUCAGCAGAAUGCACCAGCCCAGGGGCCGCAGAACCAACAGAACCAAGCACCACUCGGAGGCGGCUUUCGAGGAAUAUUUCCCGGUAAUCUAAGAAAUGCCCAACCAGGCCCAGGGGCCCAACCAGGACAGGCUGCACAGGCGGGGCAACCGGCUCCGCAAGGAGUACAACCAAACCGACCCGCAGGCAACGUGCGGGUCUUCAACUUGGGUCCUAUUCGUAUUGCUCUGGGCAAUCUCCGUUUACCUCCUCCUAAUCAACAGGGCAACGCCAACAACAUCAACAACAACAAUAACGUCAUCGCGAAUCUCGCUCAACAGCUUGUCCAAAACCAAAACCAGAACCAGCCCUUCCAUCCAGGCCAAAAUCAAGCAGUUCCUCAGCUGCCGGUCCUCAACCUUCCGGGUCCUCCCGCUCCUGGAGCGGUCCCUCAGCAUCCGGCCGAUAUUCAAUCCGAUAUAUUGCGUCUACAGCAGAACAUCAUCGAGUCACUUCGUCAACUCAAUGCACAGCACGAUCAACUCGAGUAUAUCCAUGCUCUCCUGGGCGAAUUGAAUCGCCUUCAGCAAGCGUCUGGCGUCACGGCUGCUACUGGUCAGGAGCUGCCCCCUAUCGCUCCCUUGAACACGCAAUCCGCAUUCACUCCAAUGACCCCGCAAGCAUACUUCGCGAGCGGCUCGGUUCUACGCCAGGGUGACGCUGGCUUGCCGGAAGGAUUGGUGCUCCCUGAGGGAUGGACGUUGAGACCGAUGGCGUUAGCACCUAGGCUGGGGAAUGGCCAGUCCCAAGCGUCCACGGAAGCUGCACCUUCGGCAUCCCCGCCGGCCAACGCUCACCCUCAAGUUGAGUCCUCAGCACCAAGGCCUUCUUCAUCUGGAGCUCCAGCGGCUUUUAGCCCCAUAGCGGAUUCAUCCUCAAAACCUGCUGAACCGAGCUCGCUGGAGUCUAGCUGGAGUUUUGGGAACGUUCCGGGGAACAGCGAGGCCGAAGGAUCGAGCUCUGCGAUUGCGCGAAGUAGCUCCAAUGGCCAGAAUGUGACCAGGCGGGCAGCUACGGUGGAAGACGCGGAGGACAGCGGUUAGGAAUACUACAACAAGCAUUUUCGGUCUGCACUGCAUAGCGAGGCGUUUGGGAUUCAUGCAUAGAAGGUCAUCCUCGGAGACGUGUAAGCUGUACUGAGGUGGAUAUGGUCCAGAGCACUUGUCAAUAUUGAACAAGAAAUUCUUCCCCUGAC